GAGUGUGGUGUUUCGUAUAUACGUGUGCGCCUACUACGUAAUCGGAAGAGAAAAAAAAAAGGAAGAAAAGAAAGAAAAUAAAUUAAAUAGGAGGGUGCUAAACGCAAAACAUGCCAACCAAGAAGAAGAAAGGGCCAUCGCAGCCGCCCAGGACCCGCGAUAGCAACGGCGUAAUUUCGUCCCGUCCCGUUCCGUUCCGUUUCGUCGCCCCGGCCGGCGAGGCGAGCCGAUGUCCUUCUUCUUCCGCAUGGCGUCGCGGCUGCGCCCAUCGACGCCGGAGGAGGUGGUCCGCUCCAUCAACGACUCCUUCCACGCCCUCCACACCAAGACCGGCGCCAGGGCCCUCGAAGAGGUUGAGAAAAAUCUCUCAUCGUUGCGGCAAAUGCUCGCUGGCGAUGGGGAUGCAGAACCAAACCAAGAACAAGUCUUGCAAAUAACGCUUGAAAUUUGCAAGGAGGACGUCCUUUCCCUCUUUGUUCAGAACCUACCUUCGUUGGGUUGGGGAGUAAGGAAAGAUCUGGUUCACUGCUGGUGCAUUUUGCUCAAACAGAAGGUUGAUGAGAGCUACUGCUGUGUGAAGUAUAUUGAGAACCACCUGGAGCUUUUAGAUUUCCUAGUUGGCUGCUACAAGAACUUGGACGUUGCACUGAAUUGUGGGAGCAUGUUGAGAGAAUGCAUAAAAUACCCUACGCUUACCAAGUACAUAUUGGAAUCCAGUAGCUUCGAGCUGUUUUUUGAGUACGUUGAACUGCCAAACUUUGAUAUUGCUUCUGAUGCUCUGAGCACCUUCAAGGAUCUGCUUACCAAACAUGAAACGGUUGUCGCUGAGUUCUUGAGCUCCCACUACGAGCAGUUCUUUGAACUCUACACAAGACUCUUAACAUCAGCUAAUUAUGUAACAAGAAGACAAUCAGUGAAGUUCCUUUCAGAAUUUCUGUUGGAGGCCCCAAAUUCUCGAAUAAUGAAGCGUUAUAUCACGGAAGUUCGUUUCUUAAAUAUUAUGACUACUCUACUGAAGGAUUCAAGCAAAAACAUUAGAAUAUGCGCCUUCCACGUUUUUAAGGUUUUUGUUGCCAAUCCAAACAAGCAUCGCAGCAUCAUCGAGGCUUUGAUCGAAAAUCGCAGAGAACUGCUGAAGCUACUCCAAAAUCUUCCUACGAGUAAAGGCGAAGAUGAACUUGAUGAGGAGAGGGAUCUAAUUAUUCAGGAGAUCCAGAAGCUGGCCUGCCCAUCAGCAUGAUAGUCACUUGAAUCAAUGGAAUAGAUGGUUUAGGAAACUGUCUUUACUGAAUACAUGUAAUUUUUUGAGUAUGAAAUGGAACAGUAGGAACUAGAUGCACUAUACACCUAAUUAGUGCAACGAA
Oryza brachyantha (malo sina) is the source of this 1364-nucleotide messenger RNA. RefSeq names its product putative MO25-like protein At4g17270. The transcript has 11 exons. The record is from RefSeq and is a predicted model, not a curated record. Gene Ontology annotation, biological process: intracellular signal transduction. NCBI's taxonomy places the organism in Eukaryota, Viridiplantae, Streptophyta, Magnoliopsida, Poales, Poaceae. Gene Ontology annotation, molecular function: protein serine/threonine kinase activator activity. Bases 230 to 1240 code for a protein of 336 amino acids.